Nicotiana tabacum (common tobacco) is the source of this 2643-nucleotide messenger RNA. The record is from RefSeq and is a predicted model, not a curated record. Lineage: Eukaryota; Viridiplantae; Streptophyta; Magnoliopsida; Solanales; Solanaceae.
AGUUGGCCGGAGAGCUAGCUGCUUCUGUUUUUUAAUGAUUUUUAUCCCGAUAGUUCAUAUUUAUCAUAAACUUCCCUUGAUUCUUCGUUGGCUUUUAAUUUUUGGAUUCUGAAACCCCUUUUUCCCUUUCUCUAUAUUUUCCAUAUUUUGGAAAUUCUUUUGCUGGACCUUUCUUUAAGUAACUUUUGGAGUUUGUGUGGAUUCUCGUGGUUCUAUAUUUAUUUUUUCCAAUUUUCUUUCUUAUUUCGAAAAGAAAAUCUUAUAUGUAGAUCUUACGUUGUGUGACUGGUUAUACAUGUAGGUGAUAAUUCCAUAUGUUCGUAGGCGAAUUAAUGUAUUCUACAAAAGAAAAUAUUAAUAGUUGGUUCAAUUUGAGUCGAGUAGAACGAAUAUAGAGGAUUCUUGUAACCAAUUUGAAAUAUUAAUUGUUGUUGUACACUUGGUAGCCACCAAUUCAGCUUGCUUUCAUUUUAUUUGAUCUUUUCACCUUCAUACAUGUAUCUUUCUUUGGAUAUUAGUUGCGAAAUUCCAUGGAAACUUUUAUCAGAACAUCAAAUCGAUGUGUUUUUAUUUUAUUUUAUUUUAUUGUCUUUUUUAACUAAGUUCUACGUGCUGACCAAGUGGACCAACGUCAAUGAUACAUUCAAAAAAAUUCUUUAACAGCUUCCAUGAACUUUCUCCUUUUCAUAUUGGCCAAUCCUCCUAAACUUUGAACUUAUUUUUGUUCUAUCCUAUACCCAUACUACACCUCUUCCCCCUCCUUCUCUCUCCCUCAAGUUACAUCCUUUAUUUUACAGAAGAGAUAGUGAAGAUGGUGGAGAAGACAGAUAUGGAAUUUAAUCCAGAAGAAGUGAUUGAGGAAUUUGAGGCGUUGACCAAAGACGCUGGUAAAGUUCAACAAGAGACUCUUAAAAAGAUUCUAAAAGAGAAUGGAGGCACAGUGUAUUUACAGCAAUGGGGUCUAAAUGGAAGAACUGACGCUGAGUCUUUCACAGCUUCUGUUCCUCUUGUCACUCACAAAGAUUUAGAGCCUUACAUUCAAAGAAUUGCUGAUGGGGAUCUUUCCCCUCUUCUCACUGGAAAACCUAUUACAACCAUUUCAUUAAGUUCGGGUACAACACAGGGAAGGCCAAAGUUUGUACCUUUCAAUGAUGAAUUGAUGGAAUCCACUAUACAGAUAUACAAAACUUCUUUUGCCUUUAGGAAUCGAGAAUUUCCAGUUGGGAAUGGGAAGGCUUUGCAGUUCAUUUACAGCAGCAAGCAGUUCAAGACAAAGGGAGGUUUGGCAGCUGGAACUGCAACUACCAAUGUAUAUCGUAAUGCACAAUUCAAGAAAACAAUGAAGGCAAUGCAAACCCCAUGUUGUAGCCCUGACGAAGUUAUAUUUGGUCCUGAUUUUCACCAAUCUUUAUACUGCCAUCUUUUGUGUGGGCUUAUUUUUCGGGACGAAGUGCAAGUUAUCUCCUCUACAUUCGCCCACAGCAUUGUCCACGCCUUUAGAACUUUCGAACAAGUGUGGGAAGAACUUGUUGUAGAUAUAAGAGAAGGAGUCCUCUCUAGCCGAGUCACUGUCCCCUCCAUUAGAUCAGCAAUGUCGAAAUUGCUGAAACCUGAUCCAGAACAGGCUGAUAACAUUUUUAGAAAGUGUUCGGGAUUAAGAAAUUGGUAUGGUUUGAUUCCUGUACUCUUCCCAAAUGCCAAGUACAUAUACGGAAUCAUGACGGGGUCUAUGGAACCUUACCUCAAGAAAUUGAGGCAUUAUGCAGGGGAGCUACCAUUACAAAGUGCAGAUUAUGGGUCUUCUGAAGGAUGGAUUGGAGCAAAUGUCAAUCCUAAGUUGCCCCCUGAGCUAGUUACUUAUGCUGUUCUUCCUAAUAUUGGUUAUUUUGAAUUCAUUCCUCUAAGGGGGAAUUUAGACGGCCUUGAGCCUACACCACUGGGUCUUGCUGAAGUUAAACUUGGUGAAGAGUAUGAAAUUGUUGUCACCAAUUUUGCAGGGUUGUAUCGUUAUAGACUCGGUGAUGUAGUUAAAAUAAAAGGAUUCCAUAAUGCCACACCAGAACUGCAGUUCAUUUGCCGCAGAAAUCUUUUGCUAAGCAUUAAUAUUGACAAGAACACUGAGAAAGAUUUACAGCUAGCCGUGGAAGCAGCAGCUAAGCUCUUAGUAGAUGAAAAGUCAGAGGUAGUCGAUUUCACGAGCCACGUGAAUAUUGCAGCUGAUCCAGGGCACUACGUGGUUUUCUGGGAACUAAGUGGUGAAGCAAGUGAUGAAACAUUGCAAGAAUGCUGCAAUUGUUUGGACAAAUCGUUCAUCGAUGCAGGCUACCUGGGCUCUCGGAAGGCUAAUGCCAUUGGAGCGCUUGAGCUUAGAGUUGUGAAGAGAGGAACAUUCCAUAAGAUAUUAGAUCAUUUUGUAGGAUUAGGGGGUGCUGUUAGCCAGUUCAAGACCCCAAGAUGUGUUGGUCCAAACAAUAGCACACUGCUGCAAAUACUGUGUAAUGAUGUUGUUAAGAGCUAUUUUAGUACUGCCUUCUCUUGAUGCUGAACUUGAAUUUUGCUUUUAGUGAUGUAUUCUUAAUAAUUGUACAAAGUUGAAGGGUUGUUCGGAAAAGAAAAUGAAGCUUAGUUGUUGGAUUUUGUUAA